AGUGUCGUCAGCUGUAUGUACGUGUAAUAUUGUCAUUUCUUUUUCCACUCCCACCAGUAUAAUUGCAGUUCCAUCAAGUGUACUAACUACAGAAUAAAGACUGACCACAAAAAUGGGUUUCGUUUCGUUCCUCGACAAGCUCCGGAGAUUGCCACAGGAGUGGCUCCUCCCCUUCCUUCAAGAUUACCUGUUUUAUGCCGCUUUCAUCGUCAUUUUCUCCACCAUCUUCGGCCACCUCGGCGCCAACCUUUCAGUAUGGGACCGCAUUUCCUUAGUGGUUGCCUCAACCUUCUGUUGGGCAUGGUUCUUGAUUUUUGGGUACAUGGCCUUGCAAGCGGUUCCUGGUGUGCUGGAAAAGUUUUCUCUAGUUCAUGGAUUAAGUGCAGAAAUGCGUGAGCUGUAUAGCUUGCCGAAGUUCAUUGGGGAAAAACUGACUUUUUGGGACCUGUGGGCCAACUGUUUGCGAAAUCAAGUGGUGUAUUUCGGAGUCGCGGCCUUGUGUUGGCGGUUUCAGGAAGGAAAAGAGGUUGGAGAGGUAUAAUACAAUAACUCUUUCUUGAGCACCUUGUUGAUUAAUAUGAUCCGGAUCCCUGUAUUCAUCUCAUUUACAGUUGCUUGAUGACGAGAAGCAAGUCAUUUUGAUUUUUUCACUACAACUUCUAGUCGAUUUACGGUCCAAUUCCAUUUCCAAUGCGUAAAAAUUGAAUUUCUUCAAACAUGAUCAGGGCCACGAAAAGGAGGGACCUUGGAGUACUCCAGCCGCUCCCCUCUACGAAGUCUUGUUUGGCGUGCUCAUCUACAUGAUUCUCUUCGAUAUCUUACUCUCUAUCGGACAUCGGUUGUUGCAUACGCACCUCUACUUCUGGCAUAAGCAACAUCACAGUCAGCGCGGAAGUUUGCCAGCCGGGGGUUGGUACAUGCACAUCAUCGAUCUCUUCAUGGAACUGUGGUUCCCGAUCUUCCUGCCACCAUUGUUAUUUAUGGACUCAUGGAUCCAUAUGGACGACAGGAGACACGACAGAUGUUUUGCUUGGUCUUUGUGAUUUCGAAGAAGUAAAACUUUCUUGAUUUUUAAGCUUAGGAAGAAGAUUCAUGGUCUUUGUCAAAGAACUAAACUACUUACAACAGAGAAGUGCUUACUUCCAUUCAGCCGUCUCCCUCCUCUCUAAUCCCCUCUCCGCAAACUGGCUCACGGUUUGGACGUGGUUAUUCCUUGUAGAGUGGGAUGGAGUUCACACCCACGCUGCAUUGGAUUUUUGGCCUGGUGUGAUUCCAGGCCCUAGACGCCAUUGGCUACACCAUAUGCUUUAUUUCGGGAAUUUUGGACCUGGAUUGGGAGACUACUUUCUGGAGACUGAGGUCCAGGAGCUUGCGAAGCCAGGCGCCACGGCGAAACUGAAGGAUGAGAUGAGCUUGGUGAAACUGGAGUCGUUGCGCAGCAUGCGCGAACUGAAAAUGAGCAAGAGGGCAGACGGUAUUUCUAAUUUGUAGUUUGCCCUUUUCUUCUUUUUCUCUCAACAUCGAGGGCUCAGGCUGGGCCCCUCGUCCGCCGUCACUUCUCCGGCAUUCGGUGGGGAGGAGGCAGAAAGGCUGGAAACGUUGGCGAGGAGGCUGCGUGUGUGGUCCUGCUUCCGUCAGACUUGGGACCGCUGCGGCGCCCCGGUAUUGUGUCCCCCCUGCCCCUUCGCUGUUUUGUUUUUUAAACGGGGCCCGCCGUUGUUGUUUUGCUCACUUAAGGCCGCCAACGCAGCGCGCGGCACCUAGCAGCCCCCCCAUGCAUUUAGAGGGCCGCGCAUACGCCUCUCCGCGCUGCGCGGCUGUUUGAGGGCGUCUACGGGAGAUUCGUGCCGCUGCCGGCCGCUGCCGUUGUGUAUUGAGAAGGCCUGCCCUUUGUUCAUCGGAGUGCCUCUGGCGUUGUGUAGUAGGGUGCUGCGUAUGGGGGGUUACUCAGCUCGCUGGCGCCUUUGUGUUCGCGCGCAAAAAGUAUGCGAAGGCCCAGAACUCGACCGCGCGCGGUACUGGUAUAGCAGAGAAUCGACGGCAGCGGGCCGAAGCACCGCGCUCCCCCCGAGUUGCAGGCACUCGCAACGAAGGACGGCGGAGCGAUGGCUAAGGCGCUGGGCCCUGCCAGUGGGAAGGCGCGGCUUGCCGUGCAUGGGGCUGGGCUAGUGCCGCCUGAUAGCGCUGGCGCUAUCGCGGUGGCUCGAAUCCAAACAAAUAUGAGCAGCAUGGGCUGUGCGCAGCGUGGUGCCUUGAGUCAAAACGGCCACGGUUGAGUGUCUCAGCGUGCAGCGCGUGCGACGGGUGGGCAGGGGCGCCCGCGGACCUGUGACUGCGCCCGACGCGGACCAGUGGCCGCGCCUGGCCCCCCACGCCACAGCGUGCGCGCUGCGCCGCAAUUUCCCUAGGCGGAUGGCCAAGCGGCGUCGUUUAUCAACUUGGACCAGCCGGGUGAUGCUGGUCAUUUCUGCGAAUGUGGGCUCUCGGUAUGCUGCACCCGGCUCACCUCACGCCGCUAGCGGCCUUCGCGUGAAAGUGUGUCGACGUCGAGGGGACAGGGAUCAGGGGUGGCCUUGGAGGUCUGUCACACUAUAAAGGAAAAGGCCCAGAGAGUGGAGGUGUGCGCGCGCUGACGCGCCACGACAGCGGACGGGCUCGCCGCAUUUCGCCAAAAGAGCAGCGGGACGGUCUAGCGGUAGCAGACUACUGCAGGCGGCCUGUGCUAGGGGCGGGGCCGGCGCCGCGAUGGCGGGCUGGCUGGGCCCGACCAAGGCGGGAGAUUCCCAGGCAGGGCCGAAGGAUGUGCGUGGAGCGGACCCGGGAAGGGGGGGUGCGCCUCGUACUUUGAUAAUGUUUUUUGCGGCUACGCUAGUGGCUUUGGUCUCUCUUUCUUGUCUUAGGUUGCUGGCGGUGUGGGUAGGGGGUGAGGGCGCCGCGGCCGCGCGGUGCAUCAUCUUAUAGCAGAAGGGUGGCCGAUAAUCUUGCGCGGGCUCGCUAAGUUUCAGUCUCGGGCGGGCCGUCCUUCUGUUUAUUCUUUGCCCCCGUGCUGAUCUAGAAAAGGUUGCCGCGCGUGUUGUUGCUUCCCGCAUUCGCUUGGCUGUUUCUUUCCUUCUAUUUUGCGUGCCUUUGUAUCCGCCACGACCCAAUCAGCUGCAGACUGUGUUCACCCGUGUUGGCCGUGUAGCACAAAGCAUAUUAGCUACACUUCCAAUUUGAAUCAAGGAAAAUGGAAAAAUUGUGCCUUUUCUUUCAAAAACUGAAACAUCGCCAUCUUCAGCUCCGCCGUCGAUGCUUCACUCAUUCUUGGAAGCUGCUCGAUUACCUAUCGAAUUUGAAAGCAGUGAAGAGGCGAGAAUUGAGUUUUAUCAUGGAAUGGAUGUGCCUGACAGCGAGCCCAUGUACUACACUCGGAUUGCUGGCGUUGAAGACGGAGAUAACCGAAGGGGACUGACUUACAUAAGAAUGUGACGCAAGAGGCCGCUUAAGAUUCUUUUAAUUACGUGUGAAAAUGAAGAAAUUGAGUAGAAGAUACUAAAUCAAUGCAUAACUCGUUGAUGGAAAAAGCGUUGCAUAAAUGCAAUAAAUGCACUUAUAUCGCUACUUACUAAAUAUAUAACAGAGUAGUUUAUAGCACGCAUGGUGCAUGGAGUGCAUGGAGUAGCAUGGAGCGCAUGGAGCGCAGAGCUUUAAGGGGCGCAAGAAGCUCCCCCUUUAGCUCCAUGCUACUCCAUGUGAUCCAUGCGCUCCAUGCCAUGCGAGCUGUGAAACCUUAUAUAUAAAUUGCGCUGAUAUAAGGCCAAUGUUUGCACAGUUCCUAAAAUUUUCGUUGGCUACUUGAGGUUAAGGAGAGCUACUUGUGGUAAAGGAGAGCAAGAGCUACUUGAGGUGUAAAAUGGAUUAUAUCAAAUGCAUUUGACUGAUUGAAAGCCAAGGUGUCAGGGAAGAUGAAUAUCGCAUAUUUGCUGGCAUAUGUAGAAGCAACAUGGCAUUAUGAAUGCUUGAAUAGAAUCAGAAACAUAAUGUAGGUAUUUAGAAAAGAGGACACUGGAGGCUGUAACCAUGACCAUGACCACUCUGCACAAAAACCCAUACACUGGAUCCUUGUAGAGGAAAUCGAAAUGCGCCACUUACUACGGUUGUUCUUGGAUAAUCUCAAGCUCAACAAAGCAAUAGUUGUAUGGCU
Messenger RNA from Amoebophrya sp. A25, 4183 nucleotides. Lineage: Eukaryota; Dinophyceae; Syndiniales; Amoebophryaceae. The record is from the annotation of a GenBank genome assembly.